Cladophialophora yegresii CBS 114405 is the source of this 1791-nucleotide messenger RNA. RefSeq lists its product as uncharacterized. NCBI's taxonomy places the organism in Eukaryota, Fungi, Ascomycota, Eurotiomycetes, Chaetothyriales, Herpotrichiellaceae. The record is from RefSeq and is a predicted model, not a curated record. The transcript is spliced from 2 exons. The coding region runs from base 1 to 1791 and encodes 596 amino acids.
AUGGUCAAGGUCACAAACUUGGACUACCUUGGACAUCGCCAGGACUCACAUGACGAAGAAGAUGUGGAUCGAUACAGUCACCAGCAACCUACAGAGCUUGGAAAACCAAUAUUGGACUAUGUCACCGCAUCUGAGGCUGGCAGGGUGCGGCAGGAUUCACUCGGUCAGAGAUCCCAUCUCUUUUUCACCUCAACAUCACGACCGACCGUCUCUGCUCACAAGACCUGUCCUCUCAUGAUGGAACAGUCCCCAACCGCUCCCACAUGCAUUCCUGGUGCAAUGACGAGGAUCACUUGCCACGGGAAAGGUUUUAUCGCGGUCCAGACCCUCUUCUACGAACGGCGGUAUAAGCAGUGUAUCGCACUCUGCGAGCAGCUCCAGGACCCUGAGAUCCAUGGCCUCCAUCGGACUUUCCUUUGGUUCUAUCACGCCGUCUGUUACGAAGCCAUUGGACUCCUCGCCCACGAUUUCUCGCAGAAAAAGCUUCACUUCCUGGACUCGGCCAGAGAGAGUUUUGGGUUGGCGGUGAAGUCUUUUCCACUGCCGUUCGUUUCCACGGAAGCAGGGACAUACGCUCAGCUAGACGACUCUCCCUCCACGCCGGACAUCAAUUUCUCUCUACCUUUCUCUGAUAAGGUGGUUCAAGCUACCCAUGCCACGUUCCCUCAAACCCCGCGUAUCAAAGAGUCCUCGCUCUUCCGAUCCCCUAGCAGUAUCUACUCGACAGCAAGUCCCCUAAAGGCAGAAUCAAUCUCGUACUGUGCCGACCAAUCGCCAACGAGAAAGGGAGAACCUCCUACCACAUUCCCUACGGUCGCGGAACCAGACAUUCCCAAAGACAAGCAGCUGAUCGUGCCAGAAACUCCCGGGACGCACAGAACUCGUCCCAGCCGUGUCCUCAGCUCACCACAAGCACUCCAGCAAGAACUCGUGCCUUCACCCCUCUUCAGCCGCCAUGCGAAACAGGCUCGUGUUCCGAACCCUGCCAAUGGCACCAAUGUUCCUCGUCCCCUCCCUCCUCUACCUUUCAACCACAACCCUCUCGCCUUCACAAUAGACGGCACGCGCAUAACCCAAGCGCCCCACCUCCGCAAGACAGCGGUCCAAACCCUCAUCGCCCGCUUCGAAGGCAUACUGCCUCUACCACCAUCAACGCCCCUCACCACCAUCGUGCACUCAACGCCAUCAACAACGCCCGACAUCGCUACCCCUCGAUUCCGUAUGAUCAGCGAUGCAUUCUCACCAGAUCCGCGCAACGAGCACCUGGAGACAUACCUCACGUCCACUGCUGCUUCGGCGCACCUGGCGAGAUAUAACGCCAAAUUGGCGGACUUUCGCGUCCGCCUAAAAGAUCACAUCGCUUAUUUAGAUGGGGAGCUCACGAGGGUGCAAAAGAUGCAGAAUGAAAGACAGGCAGCCAAACAGUUGUUGGGCCCCAAGCAGCGGUAUGCGAGUUUCUGGUCCUUCGAGGCGGCGAGCUCGCCAUGCCCGAGACGGCGAGACCGGCCGAUGGAAUCGAAAUAUGGAGAUGGAAGUGAGCACAAUGGUAGUCAAGCUGGCGACGAAGUUGAUGAAGUUAGAGAUCGACAUGGAGAUGGAGAUGGAGAUGGAGCUGGAGAUCAAGAGGGAGAAGACGCAAAAGCCAAGGCGAAGAAGGAGAGGAUGGCCAGGUUGAGGCAGCAGGGGUGGCGUGUUCGGAAGGAGAACCACGGCUUCAAGGGCGUGCAGUUCUACGAUAACCUGUGUCGGUGCGUGGAGACUGAAUUGAACGAUAGCCGGCUGUUUGCAUGA